Messenger RNA from Thermochaetoides thermophila DSM 1495, 1194 nucleotides. RefSeq names its product putative transcriptional repressor protein. Bases 1 to 1194 code for a protein of 397 amino acids. Lineage: Eukaryota; Fungi; Ascomycota; Sordariomycetes; Sordariales; Chaetomiaceae. Gene Ontology annotation, cellular component: microtubule associated complex; cytoplasmic microtubule; kinetochore. The record is from RefSeq and is a predicted model, not a curated record. Gene Ontology annotation, biological process: vesicle transport along microtubule; establishment of mitotic spindle orientation; nuclear migration. The transcript has 3 exons. Gene Ontology annotation, molecular function: microtubule plus-end binding; dynein complex binding.
AUGCAGUCGUCCGACCCGCGUCACUUUUUCGAGAGCGAUGCCGAAGUUGCGAAGCGUGAGCGACGCGCCGCCAAAUCCAGCAACAAGUUGGGCAAUCCCAUCUCGCUAAAGUCCAAGAUCCUGGCCGCUAUUCCGGACCCCAGGGCGCCGUCGAGGAGCAUCUUGGUGGCCGAGGCCGCGGGAUGCGUCCGGCAAGUCAAUCUGGAUAGCGCAUACUCACCCUCCCAGAACCCCGAUGAGCCUUCCCGCCCCACUUACCGCGGCCCAACCACCCCCGUCUGCAGCGUCGCCGUAGGCGGGCCCAACAACGGCACGCUCUUCGCCGGCUGCUGGGACAAAACCAUCUGGUCCUGGGACCUAGCGACCCGGGUCCCGGGGCGCAAGUUUGUCGGACACAGCGACUUUGUCAAGGCGGUGGUGUGUGCGACGGUGGGCGGCAAGCACGUGCUGAUCAGCGGCGGGGCAGACAAGAAGAUCAUAGUGUGGGACGUGGUGACGGGGCAGCGGCUGCACACGCUUCAGGACAGCGCGGUCAACAUGCUAAGCGUGCAGGACCUGAUGGUCGAUGUGGAGGCGUCAACCAAGGAUGAGAUCAGUCUUGUAAGCGCCAGCAGUGACCCGCAUAUCAGGAGGUGGAAGAUUAGGUUGGAUGGGUGGGAGAGGGUGCCCGAUCAGAGUGAGAGCGGGCCGGGGAUUAUUCUGGAACAUGAGACGACUGUGUACCGGCUGCUGCUGGAUCAGACUGGUGAUGAUGUUGAUCUGUGGACGGCUAGUGGUGACGGCACGGCCAAGUGCCUUUCGCGGGCUAAGGGGUUCGCCGUUGAGGACACCAUUACCCACGGUGACCACGUCCGGGCUGUCGCCGUUACGGAUCAGUGGGUCAUCACGGCAGGCAGAGACGAAGACGUGAAGGUGUGGGAUCGGGCGUCGGGCAAGCUGCAGUGCUCGCUGGUCGGCCACUACGACGAGGUGAUCGACCUGGUCGUUCUGGACGGAGGGGCACGUGUCUGCAGCGUAAGUCUGGACGGUACUGUCCGGAUAUGGCAGCUCGACCAGGCCGGGCUGGAUAAGGCGGUCAAGGACCAGGAGAAGUGGGCAGCCGGAGAGCAGGAGAAGAAGGAGGAAGCGCCUGCUAGCUUGCUGAGCCCAGAGGAAGAGGCCGAGCUUGCAGCGCUCAUGGAGGAGGAUGACUAG